Humulus lupulus (European hop) is the source of this 1303-nucleotide messenger RNA. RefSeq lists its product as uncharacterized. The coding region runs from base 102 to 1040 and encodes 312 amino acids. Gene Ontology annotation, cellular component: dynein complex. The transcript has 2 exons. Gene Ontology annotation, molecular function: dynein intermediate chain binding; dynein light intermediate chain binding. Gene Ontology annotation, biological process: microtubule-based process. Lineage: Eukaryota; Viridiplantae; Streptophyta; Magnoliopsida; Rosales; Cannabaceae. The record is from RefSeq and is a predicted model, not a curated record.
AUAUCACAUUUCAUUCAUACUCAACAACAAAACACAAAACAAAACAAGAACAAAGUUCUCGUCUCUUUUGUUCUCCUGCCCUUCUCCUCAUCCACACCACCAUGGCUCACCGAACCACCGAACGGCGCAUUUUAGCUGGUGGUCCGAACUCCAAGGCAUCUUCCAUGGCUGACCAAACCCGCCAUAACCCAGAUCCCAUUUUACCUUCUAAACCUUCUUCUCUGCUUAAAAACAACAACAUCAGUCUGUCAAGAUCGCUUGACGCUGGUCAAACUGUCCGUACAGCUGAGAAACCCACCUCGCGGAACAAUAAAGUCCUUCUUAGUCUUAUAGACAGUACCUACUUUAAUCAACCCAAGUCGAAGACCGUGUCCUCCUCCGCCGCAUCUCCCGCUGUUGAUUCCUCCAAGCAUUCUCUUUCCAAAGCCAAAACUGGUCAACCGAGAAAAACGGUAAAUGACGACGACGACGAAGAAAAAGACUAUGAAAAAGUUGGUGGUGAUUCUUGUAAAGACCAGUCGAAGAAGUCAACAAAGGAAGGGGAGAAGAAGAAAUUUAGCCAAGUGAUGUUGAAAAGGGACAGCAAGAAAGAGGCUCACCCAGAAGAAUGGGUACAGCAGAACAACUUUGGGGUUUACCAAAGACAUUCGGUUUCCUUACCUUUCGCCGGAACAGGAAUCGGAACCGACGCCGGGAGUGGGAGAAGGAGGUCUUUAUGUGCGACCCAUGUUGAGCUAGCCGACGUGUUUGCGAGUAAUGGGGUUAAAGUGGUUUCGGCUGAUAUGCCGCCAUUUAUGCAGAUCCAUGCUGUGGAGUUUGCAAGAAAAGCUCAUGAUAGCUUAGAAAAGUUCACCUCCAGAACACUUGCUUCUGCUCUCAAGAAGGAAUUUGAUGGGGUAUAUGGACCAGCAUGGCACUGUAUUGUAGGGACGAGUUUUGGGUCGUUUGUGACACAUUCUGUAGGUGGGUUUCUAUACUUUGCAAUGGAUCAAAAGUUGUAUAUUCUUUUGUUUAAAACCGCUGUACAAAGAGCUGAUUGAAGUGUUUAAUAUUACAGUUGAGGAAAAAAAAGUUGCAAGAAUUUUUAGUGUAGGGGGGAGUUGAGGAGAGCUAAAAUCAUACUUUGUCUCCUUCUUUUAGAUAGUAUAUUGGUUACCCUUAUGGGAAAAAAAAGGUUAUGGAGAGAUGAUUCUGUCUCCCUUGCUUUUUUGAACAUGGACCUAUUAGGUGGUCUUGUAUAUCAUCCUCUAUGAUUGGGGCCAGUAAUGGAGAAGAAACCCCUUUUGACAAGGAUUGUUCUCUA